AUGAUUGUCUCGCUCUCCCUUGUUUUGGGGGCUGUCAUAAAGUUCGAACACGCCCGGAAAGCCCCUGGACGCCCCUUGGACUCUGUUCCACAACCAACCCCAAUCACCGACUAUCCUUGCCGCGUGUUUACUGGCAUCGCGUCAAUGAAUCUUGGUCUUAGCAUUACUAUCUUUAGCCUUUCGUGCAUCUCCAGCAAGGUUAGAAAAACUGACAACGUUAUUAACGAUAUAUUUGCAAUACUUAGUGCGAUUGGGUUUGUAAGUUCCAUGGGCGCGUGUUUCUUCCUCAGCAAACGAAAUGCGCUUCAGGUCGAUCUAUGGCAAUGGGCGUGCGACAACCACAGAAACGCUGUCUCGAGUUCAGCUCUAGACUUCAAACUAAUCUGCGAAGUGGUCGACUACGGGUGGAAGUUCGGUCUUGUCCAGGCCUCCCUCGAAUUGCUAACUUUUAUCGUCUCCAUUGCAGCGUUUUGCAUCUUGAAAUAUUCUUUAUUCGCUCGAUUCGGAGCUGUUGGGAAAAUAUUUUAA
This is a messenger RNA of Venustampulla echinocandica, 528 nucleotides long. RefSeq lists its product as uncharacterized. The transcript is spliced from 3 exons. The coding region runs from base 1 to 528 and encodes 175 amino acids. The record is from RefSeq and is a predicted model, not a curated record. Lineage: Eukaryota; Fungi; Ascomycota; Leotiomycetes; Helotiales; Pleuroascaceae.